GCAAGAUGGCCGCGGGAGAGGGAAGACUGUUUGAGAAAUCAUCAAAUGGGAUGUUUAUCUGCCGUUAACAGGAUGCACUGCUGCCCCAGAGAAGGAGUGGUUAGUCUAUUAGCAUCGCCGGGUCAGUGUGGAGCGGUUCACCGCUGCUCUCUGCGCUGUGUUCCGGUCCGUCUGCCGGUUUUUGCCCUGACAUUGUGGAAUUCAUCAACAGCUAGGCGUUAGCUGGAAGCUAGCAGGUUGCUAUCCAAGGAAACCUUCUCCUCCCAACAACUGCUGGGAUUUCUGUAUAGAAAAACAAGGGUGGCGAACCCGUCCUGAUUGGCAAUGGAGUGGUCUUGGCUUCAGACUGGAUGACAGGGUCCAGAGGGAGGACAGGAUAGCAAAGUUUCUGAAUCAGCAACUUGCUUCGCUGAUCAGUAGUGGCAGCUCGUUCCAGGAUCGUCCUUUUUUUCUCCGAUUGGAAUCGCCUCCGCCUCCCUCAUCUUUUCCCCCUCCUGCACCCUCUCCUUCUGUCCCGGUCCCUUUUUCUCUGUACUCGGACUUUCUCUUUUUCUUCUCCCCCUUGUAUUUGAGUCUGUGAGACCUUUCACCUGCCUCCUGCCGGGUUCGGAAUGAGUUGGCUUAGCAGGUUGAACCCACGGUCCGGCCGCAGCGCCGUCACCUCCGCUGCCCCCUCCAGCCCGUGCACUGCUGACCCAGAGACCUGCCUCAUGGUGUUUGAGAACCACUGGAGACAGGUAUCUUGGGUUCUGGAUCAGCGAGAGACAACAUCCUCUAGCGACGACCUGACAGCUGUGAGAAAUAACACCGACCAGAUGUUAUGUCUGCUGGCGGAGGAGCGCCCCACGGACAGCACGGAGGGCGGCUCAUGCGCGGCGCCCAUGGGCCCGAUACUGGAGCUGGUGGUCACAGAGAACAUCCUGGAGCGCCUGGUUCAGUGGCACCUCCGGCGCGGCCUGGACCCAGACAGUCAGGGGGCUCUGCUCAAGCUGUUCGAGAUGCUGAUCGGCCAGUCGCAGCAGCCUCUGCUGCAGCACACGGCCGUACUUCACCCGCUGCUGAGGCUGCUGGGAGCAUGCGCUGACCCAGAACUCGGCUGUCCCUUAGCUUUGGAGAACAGCCUUGUACUGCUGCUUAAUCAGGUUUGUGUGACCAUGGCUCGGCAGCCGGUGGUCUUGGAGAUGCUGUUCCAGGCUGCACCUGCCAAACAGGGCUCCACCAAUCUGCUGAUCUUCUCCCUGCUGGUGCCGUUCAUCCACCGGGAUGGAGCCAUCGGACAGCAGGCUCGAGAUGCACUGCUGCUGGUCAUGGCGGCCUCGGCCAGUCACGAUGCAGUGGCGCGAUACAUCACUGAAAACUCCUACUUCUGCCCGGUGUUGGCGACGGGGCUCAGCGCCCUCUACUCCUCUCUGCCCAGGAAGAUCGAAGUCCGAGGAGAUGACUGGCAUUCUCUGCGGCGGGAGGACUGGAUCGGCGUGUCGUCUCUCGUGCUUUUUAUGAACUCUUUGGAGUUCUGUAACGCGGUGGUGCAGGUCGCACAUCCCAUGGUCCGCUCUCAGCUCCUGGACUACCUCCAUAACGGUUUCCUCGUCCCCGUCAUGGGCCCUGCCCUGCACAAGUCGUCGGUGGACGAGAUGAUAGCCAGCACCGCCUACCUGGAUCUUUUCCUGCGCAGCAUAACGGAAACAUCGCUGCUCAAAACCUUCCUGCGCUUCAUCCUGCUGCAUCGCCACGACAAUGACACCAUCCUAGACACGCUGCUCACACGCAUCAGCAGCAAUUCAAGGCUCUGCAUGGUUUCUCUGAGUCUAUUCAGGACUCUCCUGUCCUUGCAUUGUGAAGACAUCAUGCUGCAGCUCGUUCUCAGGUAUCUUCUGCCCUGCACCCAUGUAAUGCUGAGUCAGCGUCGCGCUAUCAGGGAGACGGACAUGUACGGGAAGUCUGCGAACAAAUUCCUGUCUCUGAUUCCAGAGUGCUGUCGGCUAAACGCAACAAGCUCCGCCGAUCGGGAUGACGACAAUCCAUUCUGGGGCAAAGUUCUAAACAAUCCAAGCACUGAAGCUCCUGCUCCACCCAGACCUAGCACCCCUUCCCGCUUAUCCUUCUUCAUGCGGCAGCAGAGCAGCAGCAGUGGAUCAGGAGGAGGGGGUCCUUCCAACCCCAGCGUGGAUCCACUCCACUCGGGUCCAUCCCACAGUCCGUCCCCCGACAGUCCCAUGCAUCAUCAGCAUUCCACCCACACAGACUGCCUAGAGUGGGAUGCAGGCUACCUAGAGUACCUUAAGGAUGCUCGUCGGGGAAUCGAGCAUUGCUCGUGGGCCUGCCGUGAUUGGUCCGCCCCUUAUGAUGGAGAAAACCCGUCCCCUAGCACAGCCCCCCUGCCUCCCCCUCCCCCCACCUCUAACCCCUCCAUGGCUAUAUUUCCAGAGCACUUCUCGUUCCAGCAUGGAGGAAGCAGUACUCCUCCAGCCCAGCAGAGGGCUGCCGUUGUGGCGGCGGCGCGGUCGGAGUGGAGCAGCUCGGAUCGGGACAGCGGCGAAUGGGAUGUCACGAUAGGCAAAAACAACUGCAUCAGUCUGACGCCGCGCUCCAAGAAGCGCACGCUGCAGACGGAGGAACUCUCUAAACCCGUCCCACCUCUCGUCCCUUCCUCAUCUGCAGGCUCCCCGUUAUCAGCCUCGCACUCCGCCUCUUUGCCAAGUCAGCACAUAUCGGCAUCCACCAUCACUGUGAGCUACCAGCCUAUGUACAAUGGAACCGUCGGACAGGGGGACGGCUGCUCGGACAGUCGGGAUAGAGGGCUAGAAGUGAAGAAAGUUAAAAGAGACUUGGGAGAGCAACCGUCGUUGGAUGAAAACGCCAAUCAGAACGGGUCACCCAUCUCCUACCCAUCCCACAGUCACACUGCUGUCACCCAAUCCGUGUUCAGCAGCACAAACGGCAGCGAUGGGAAAUCUCUUCAGUUUCCCACGCAAACCACCGCCCCUCAUACCAAACAGCUGACCAACAGCAUCUCAGGCCCACACAGCACAUCCUCAGAUCUUCCAGAAACCAACCAAACACAGCAGUCUGUGGAGCGGCUCAUUGAAGAGCUGCUAGAACAGUCUCCAGACGACCCCCAGCUCCCCUCAGAUGCCAACGGUCAAGGCAUCACCAUCGAGGCCUUUACCCAGGAGCUGAGAGAGCUGGAGGACAGGGUGAAGGAGCGAAGCCAAGCUGCCUUCCAGCCAUCGGAUACAGCUGUAGACUCCCCGUCAGCCGAGCAGCUAGAAGAGGAACAGCUUUCCACAGCACUCAAUGCAAAACUAGCCAGUGACGGGAAGGGGGAGGGAUCUGAGGUGGGAAUCUUCAGUCCUGCCAAACCGCUUAACCAGCCUGCCUCACAACCGUAUACAGGCCCAUUUAUGGUGGUUCUGUUUGCCAAGCUGGAGAACAUGCUCCAAAACUCAUUGUACGUCAACAUCCUGCUCACUGGCAUCGUAGCCCAGCUGGCCUGUUAUCCUCAGCCUCUCCUGCGCUCCUUCCUGCUCAACACCAACAUGGUCUUCCAGCCCAGCGUCAAGUCACUGAUCCAGGUUUUAGGUUCUGUAAAGAACCGCAUUGAGGCAUUUGCAGCUUCUCAUGAAGACUUCCCUGCCAUGCUGAGGAAAGCCCAGCAGUACCUGGUGGCUCGGGGGAAAUUGGACUGGACUGACAUGCCUGCAGCAGUCCCCCCGCUGCGGCGCUCUGAUUCACUAAUUAAAAGUCGGAAGCCAUCUCUUGGUGAACUGAUCCUCCGACACACCAACAGUCCCACCCGGGCCCGGAACGCAGCUCAGCUGGCUCUCGCUCACGUCCGGGACGGCGGCCAAUCACUGCACAGCGCUUUGUUCCGGGGGGGCAGCGGCUCGUCGGGGCUCGAGAAGCAAGCGGAGGCGCUGCGGGUGAAAAACGCAGUGUACUGUGCUGUUAUUUUCUGUGAGUUUCUCAAAGAGUUGGCAGCCAUGGCUCAAGAGCACGCCGUCACUUUACCUUUCCCUCGGAGCCAAAAUGCUGAGGAGUAGACUGGUAAAAACAGACCCUUCUAUCUUGGCUCUUGGCUUCCCUUUUUUUAAACUUUUAAAUGUUUCACCAGACUGGAGCACUGAGAGCCUCUAUCAUUGAAAUAAUCAUCUGCGACGGUGCAGACAGCAAGACUGGAGGAAAACAGUGGCAUUUUUCUACCAAUAUGAUGAUAUGAAACAUCUAUUUCACUCCUUUAACUUAGAGCUUGGGCAUAUCAUGUGUUUUAUUUACAUUCUGCACACAGGGAAUCUCAGUAAAUAAUUAAGACUCUGGAGCUUGUAAAUAAACGUACCAUGCCAUGGUAUCAUGUGACCGAUUAAAAGAAGUAGGUGCACAAACUGGUGCUAGUUUAUACUCAUGUUUUCAUUUGAAAGGGUGCUCUCAGGUAGCACAGACACGAAGGUCCCUUCCUCAUCAAGAUGAAGACAAACACCAAAUAUUUCUUGGCAGGAGAACAUUAAACUUUAAUUAGAGUCUGUAUUUGUAUAUCAACCUCAUCUUAGCUUUUUUUCAAUGCUUUUAUUGUCCAUUUAGGAUCGGCCAAAAAUGAUCUGAUUUUACUAAAUUGUCAGAAUCCAUGGUCUUGAUUGGAUAGCUAAAAACUGGAAAACGAGGAGAGGGAGAACAUUUUUAUUUUUAAAGGAAUUAGAAAAUGUACUAGAAAGUGUUAGGUAAUUAAUGCCAGUUUUAUGUUGUUUUCUUUUAUUUUGCACCAUUUAGUUGACAUAUCAGCAGCAUGUGGGUGUAGGCAUGUGCCAUUGUGUAAGUUUAUUUGAAUGAAUGCCUCCUUUCCAAAGGGUGAAGCUAGAUUCUUCAGGCCGUUACUGAGUCAUCAGCCCAUCGCCAUAAAGGAGGCUGGGACAAAAAAAGACAGUGAUGUGUGAAGUCAAAUCAUUAGUCAUUUAAAUGAUCUAUGAGCUAGCAUUGUUUAUUUUCUUUAGAGCCGGGGCAUAUUUUCAUUUGACUUUAAAAUGGUUAAGAAAAUCUCUUUGUGAUUAAUUAGUUAGCUACUAAUUACGGUCUAUAUAAGCCAUCUCUAUUCUGUUUUACUUUUGUCUUUGUUUUUUUGUCUUAGUUAAAAGGCCAGCCUGAUCAAAGAACUUGUCUUGAAAAUUAACAUGCUGCUAUAAAUGUUUAUUUUUUUAACACUAAUUGUGUCAUAGCUACUGUUUCUUUAGUUUGUUCUUAGGUACCAGAUAUUAAUGUGCAUGUGAGGGUGUUCAAUUAAUGAAGCCAGUUGUGAUCAGCAUUCUGAAGUUGAAUUAAGUUGCAGUUAUUCAGUGUUAGAUGUUUUUACAAAUUUUUUUGGUUGUUGUCAUCUGAGAAAAACGUUUUGUUUUCUGCACUUUUUAAAAAAGUUGAAAUUCUUUUUUUUUUUUUUAUAGAGAUGCACUGAUCUAAAUGUUGGUGCUGAUUUCUGGUUUCGGUGAAGCUUUGAACUGACAAUAUAAUUUUCCUCAAAGGUUUUAAUGGAAAAGAAAAAAGCUAUUUUUUUUUAUCUUCUUCUUGAGCAGCAAUCUUAAUUUUUUUGCUUUUAACAUAAGGCACAGAUUCAGGAUCAGACUGUGUGAACAGAUCCUGUAAAUCAGGAUUUUGCUAUUAGUUUUUAAUGCCUCCAAACUGAUUUACAUUCAGAGAUUAGCAUUGCUAGCCAUGCUAGCCGUGCAUUCAAUGCAGUGUUUAAGUCCGCGGGAAUGUAAAUCUGUUUAAAGUGAGAAUUGUAAAACGCCGUUGUGAUUUCCAGCAUGUUCCUUGACAACCUGACUUUGAUGGCCCGGAUGGAUAAUAGCAGAGCCACUUUACAGAAGACAUUUAGCGUUGCUGUUUUUAACUUUUUAAGUCUUCUACUCUCUUCCUUCCAGUCUGAUUAAACUCCAGUCUUAAUUUUUCUUUAAAAGUGUAAAGCUCCCAUAAUCUCUAUGUUGCCUUUAUUCCUAAACCUUUCUGGUACCUAAAACUGGACGUGUUUCCAUCAGUGUUUGUUAAUGUGCAAUUUUAAAAAUCGCUGGAUGGAAAAGACAAAGUUUCAAUCAACUCACUAAGUUUCACAAAGUUUUUCCACUCACUUAAGGUGAUUUUUGACUUUUUUUUUGGAAAAGGGUAAAUGCACUAAAUAGGAGGUAGAAACACAUUUAAAUGUGUUUAAUAAGUUGACGUCACAUGAUUGAUCAACUCUUUCCACCACAUCAGAAUCUUAAUCCACUCUCAGUGUCUCUGGAAGGCCUGUACCAUCACUACAUGAUAAAGUACAUACAACUUGUCCAAUUGCAACAUAUUCAUUAAAACCUUGUUCCACGCACCAGCUGGCUGCCUCCACUUCCUGUUUAUUACAGUCCAAGCUAAACGUCGUUGAAUGGCGACGUUAUUAGCAUCGUCUCGUUAAUCCAAACCAGAGAAACAUGUGAAACUUUAAGUUUCCUUUUCUUCGACAUUUAAGUUUGCAUCCAUAUAUAAGAGUGUUUGUUUUAAUCACCAAACAGAAAAAGAUCAAAUAGAUCCAAAUUGUUCAUUCGGCCGCUUACGGCAAAUUAACUGGCUGGAAAUUUUUCGGUGCAUCUCUAUUUUGAAUUAUGGAGACUCUUUAGAGAGCAGCGUGACGAUAAGUGGCUCAGCUUCUUAUGGGACUGGUUUCCUUUACGUUCUCCAAGUUGUGGCAGGAAAAAAAAAAAAAACUGCCAUCCUGUAAAGAAUUUUUUACUGAGAUCUGAAAUCUUUUCACAUUUACAUCUUUACCAAAAAAAAAAAGAAAACAAAAAGGCUUUUUUCAGUGUGCUGAAGCCAUGUUUUAUUAUCAUGUUUGUAAGUUUGGUACUUCAUUGCACCACUUUUCUACCGAAUUUCUAAACCCAUUUCAUACCAGAUCAUAAUUAUUAAUUUAACCGAUACUAAAACGCUUCUGCAUGCCCGUUUAGGCCAGGCUUAGAGAAAUGUGAGUAUUUGUGAAGUGUUGAUGAGUUUUUUAGUUUUUUGUCUGCAGUUGUUGGAAGAAAGAAAAGCAGGUUUUUCACUGAAUGUCUCUUUACAUGCAAAGUUAAUCCACUGCCAUCUGUACACCCAUCGAUCUCCCCCCAUCAGGUUUCUAUUUUUACAACUAAGAUUGUAUUUUUUUUUCUUUUUUUUUUACCAACUUUUCAACCAGAUGGAUUAAAUUGUAAAUAUGAUUGUUCUUAUUUUGAUCGAAUAGUGUCAUGUAGUGAUCUGUUUGCAUCCAUAAACACCAAAGACAAUCGCCUGAAACCCACAGCCCCCACAUCCACCCGCAAAUCUGUACAUUGGAAUGUAUAGAUUUUUAAUGUAUAUUUUAAGAUUUUCCGUGUAGGAAUAAUCUUAGUGGGAAAUAAGUACAGUAAACCUCAUUUGAUAGAAUGUGCCAAUUUUGAUUUUUAGGCUUGUAAUGUUCAGGCUUAUUCAUUUUUUUUAAGUUAUGCUCUUUGUACACACUCCCAAACGUGUUUAACAUUUUUGUUUACUUUCCCCUAGUUUUUUUUUUCUUUUUUUUUUUUACAUAUUAUAAAAAGACAGAUACAAAAAAUUUUUAAAGAGGCAUAUAAAGGGAAUAUAUCCUACCAGGGACUUUGACGUCUUCCUAAUCUGUAAACAAACCUUUUAUUUUUUUUUUAGUCCUUAUUUUGUAUAACAAAACAAAAAAAGAAGAAUUGAGAUAUGCCAAAUCUAAUCAAUGCUUCAUUGUACCUCUAAUUAUUACUCAGCUCUCCAUUCGCUGCCUCUUGUUCUAAACACUCCCAGCUAUCAUAAUAAAUGGUAAUUGUAAAAAGAAGACGGUAUAAAAGUAGAAAAGAUCAAUAAUUAAUAAAUUCAUAUAAGCGAUUGGAAGUUUUAACCAGUCUGGCUG
Messenger RNA from Cyprinodon variegatus (sheepshead minnow), 7897 nucleotides. RefSeq names its product family with sequence similarity 160 member A2 (gene fhip1b). Gene Ontology annotation, cellular component: FHF complex. The transcript is spliced from 12 exons. Gene Ontology annotation, biological process: endosome organization; lysosome organization; endosome to lysosome transport. NCBI's taxonomy places the organism in Eukaryota, Metazoa, Chordata, Actinopteri, Cyprinodontiformes, Cyprinodontidae. The record is from RefSeq and is a predicted model, not a curated record. Bases 612 to 4043 code for a protein of 1143 amino acids.